Molecule: messenger RNA, 932 nt
Organism: Lotus japonicus
Lineage: Eukaryota; Viridiplantae; Streptophyta; Magnoliopsida; Fabales; Fabaceae
Product: calmodulin-like protein 11
Exons: 3
Coding region: 233-574 (113 amino acids)
Molecular function (GO): enzyme regulator activity; calcium ion binding
Source: RefSeq, a predicted model, not a curated record
UGUCAUACUCCAAGAUAUGUAUUUGCUAAUUAAGAUAUUUUUUUCAAAACUUGUACUUUCUGAACAUUUAUUUGCCUCAUUCACUGGAAGGUGCAAACUGGAAACUUGAAUUGGUCAAAGGAAAUACUAUGCAUGCAUACAAUUCCAAGAGCGAAGAAAAUGACACCCCUUUCUGGAUCUCUAAAGUGCUUAAAUGUUGAGCUGCUAGUUGCUUAGUUAAAUAAAAAGAAGCAUGAGGGAAGAGCAAAUUGGUGAGUUUCUUGAAGCCUUCUGUCUUUUUGACAAAGAUGGAGAUGGGUGCAUAACCAUGGAAGAAUUAGGCACUGCAAUCAGAGCACUAGAUUUACAUCCGACGGUGGAAGAGUUGCAAAUUAUGAUGAAUGAAGUCGAUACAGAUGGGAACGGAACCAUAGAAUUCGAGGAAUUCUUGAAUCUCAUGGCCAGAAAAAUGAAGGAAAGUGAAGCAGAACAGGAACUGAUGGAAGCUUUCAGGGUGUUUGACAAGGAUCAAGAUGGUUACAUAUCCCCCAAUGAGAUCUGUAUUGAGAACAGUAGGAGAGAAGGUGACAGAUGAGGAGCUGGGGCAGAUGAUAAAAGUGGCUGAUUUGGAUGGUGAUGGUCUUCUUGAUUAUCAAGACUUCGUUAGGAUGAUGUUGGCUGCUUGAUUACCAAAAUUAAACUGAUCAGGAUUACAAUAAUACAUGUAUUAUUGGUAUAAUAUUUUGAUUAAUUGAUCAUUUAGCAUUUCCUAUAUGUAUGCAGGCAACUAUUAUAGCUAGAUUAUCUUAUCUUUCAAUAGCUGUAGCUGUACUUUUUAGAUUUUUUUUGUUUUCAACAGAUAGAAUUAUAUUCAAUGUUUUAUUGCACCUCUCAAAUGAGACAGUUGUUACCAGUAAAAGAUAAGAUAUUGUACAAAUUUAAAUCCCGAAAAA